CAUGUCCCGUCAGGCACCGCGGCGCGUGUUGUGUGCACCAAUCAUUCGUGCUCGGCAGAGAACAGGCUGCCGUCGGUUGUGACAGAGGACGAACUGGAAGAGCAAGCAUGUCUACAGAUUACGUAGGAUAUGGUUAUGCAGCCCUCAUCGCAUCCGGGGGAGCCAUCGGUUAUUUUAAAGCAGGCAGUACCCCCUCCCUGGCUGCGGGCCUUCUCUUCGGGGGCCUCGCAGGUUUUGGCGCCUACCAGAUCUCCAAUGACCCCAAAAACAUUUGGGUGUCCCUCGCCACAUCGGGAGCUCUGACCGCCGUCAUGGGAAAGAGGUUCUAUGGAUCCAGGAAGCUCAUGCCAGCCGGCCUGAUGGCGGGGGCAAGUCUUCUGAUGGUGGGAAAGCUCGCUUUGACAUUGCUCCAGAAACCGCAGGAGUCCUGAUGGAGUCGAGAUUCCGAUGUGUACCCCGUCUUCUGAUUUGGGAGGUUCCUGUCAGCAUUUGUCAUUUACUACCAAUGUCAUUUUGUAAAGGAUCAAAUAUAGUACCUUGUCUAUAUAAUAGGAA
This is a messenger RNA of Gasterosteus aculeatus aculeatus (three-spined stickleback), 555 nucleotides long. RefSeq names its product transmembrane protein 14Ca (gene tmem14ca). The record is from RefSeq and is a predicted model, not a curated record. Gene Ontology annotation, biological process: regulation of heme biosynthetic process. Gene Ontology annotation, cellular component: mitochondrial membrane. NCBI's taxonomy places the organism in Eukaryota, Metazoa, Chordata, Actinopteri, Perciformes, Gasterosteidae.